Leptosia nina is the source of this 3801-nucleotide messenger RNA. NCBI's taxonomy places the organism in Eukaryota, Metazoa, Arthropoda, Insecta, Lepidoptera, Pieridae. The record is from the annotation of a GenBank genome assembly.
AUGUCGAACAACUCCCUCUUAUUUUCAAUAAACAAUGAAGGAAAGGUUUAUGCUCUUUCAACAAACGGGUCCUGUUGGAGGGAGUUUAUGUAUUUAGGUUUAGAGUUCAAAACUUUGUCAGCUGUUCCACAUUUUCUUUGGGCAGUCGGUGGAGACCGCCAAAUAUAUUUACACGUUCACGGUUUAGAGAUACCAAUAAGAGUUAAAGAAGAGUCUUACGAAAAUGAACGUUGGCUUCCCUUAGAAGGAUUCAGUUCAAGACUAUUACCAACUGACCGCUACCACUUUUCUUCACAAGAUGGUACGAAAGAUAGAUCUAUUGAUGGCAUUCGUUUGCCAUCAAUGGCGUGGCAAUGGGAGGGAGAUUGGCAACUAGAGUUGACUUUAGAUGGUCAACCACUGGACCAUGACGGUUGGUGUUACGCAGUUGAUUUUCCGGCUCAGUUUGGUCCAACUAAGCAAUGGAAAUCUUGUGUUCGAAGAAGAAAGUGGAUAAGAUACAGAAAGUUUAGUGCUAUGAAUUCUUGGUGUGCUAUAGCACCACUACAUAAAGAUCCAACUCAAGAACCCUUUAUUGAUGUAAGUAUUGGUGGAAAUCAAAUACCAUAUGCUGCUCCAGGCACCCUCUCCGUAUGGGCGAUUACAGCACAAGGUAGAGUUAUGUAUAGAUCAAAUGUGAGUGCUACCUCCCCAGAAGGAUUAAAAUGGAUAAAUGUAAGCAUUCCACCAAACUGUGAUAUCAAACAGAUCUCAGUGGGUCCAACAGGUCUGGUUUGGGCAUUAUUGUGGUCAGGUAGAGCAAUAGUACGAAAGGGUGUUACCAAAGAUUGUCCAACUGGUGAAGCUUGGCUUGAAGUAAAAUCCCCCGAAGAGACAAAAUUAACAGUAGUUUCUGUUGGAUAUAAUGUUGUUUGGGCAGUAAGCUCUGAUACUAGAGUAUGGUUUAGAAAGGGAGUUGAUGGAAAUGCCUGUGGAAGUUCUGAAUUGGCAGCUAUGGGGAGUGGAUGGUUAAAUAUUAAUGGAAACAUGAUGCACAUAUCUGUUGGAAUUAAUGAUCAAGUAUUUGCAAUUGGUGGAUCAAACAAAAGUAUUUAUUGGCGAAAUGGUAUAACACCCAAGGAAUUAUCUGGUAAAAGAUGGAGAAUGGUGCAAGCAAACAUGCAAGUCAGUAGAACUUCUAGUGCUGCUAGCAUUGUAUCAUCUGCAUCAAACCAAAAACACUUGAGUUUAAAUUUACUUAAUGAAACUGUGCCUGAGCUUAAAUCAAACAUAAAUUUGCGCAAUUCGUGGGAAGAGUCGCACUCAGCUCCAAUAGAAAACACCCUUCCAUUAAAGCCUUCAAAAGAAUUAAAACAAAAAACAAGUGCCAAUAUAGAAAAUAUUGAUUUGACUGGGAAAAGCUAUGAGACAACUUUAAAAAAUCCAAGAGCAUGGAGUCCUGUCCGAAGUGUUGGUUCUGUUGUAGGAAUGGAAGCUCAGCCCGACAGUGACAGUAGUGUUUUUGAUAUUGAUUCAGGUAUGUUUUUUGAUGAGGAGGUCAGCCAAACGGCGUGGGGUACAUGUGACACAGCUUGGAGUUUUGUUGAAGCUGGUGCAUGCUCUGUAGACUCAGUACAACCUCCUCAUUGGUUUAGUGAUUCCCAGAAUAGCCACAACACCGAUAUCACAGCUAAAUGGAGAUUGCAAAUAUUAGAUGAGUUAAAACUCAGAAGUAAUUACAAUAUUGAUCUUACAAAGUUUGGCAUAGCUAUUGAAGAGAAAGGUUGGACCCGCAGCUGUGAAGCAAGAUUAGUCAAUACUAAUAACAUUUGUGAAGAGUGUAUUGUAUCUCUUUAUUGGCACUCUUCAGAAAAUACAGGUACUCUUUCAGUAUUCCAAUCGGAUGGAACUAUAAAGUUUAUAUUUAAUCUGGGUGAGGUUACUAGUGUAACUACAUCAUCAGAACCAGGCAGUCCUCGAAUUUCAUUAACUAUACCAACACAAAGCUCUCAGGUGUUGAAAAUUCAAUUUAUAUCAGAAAUGGAACAAGAGGAAUGGCUUAAUGUGUUAGUUGAUAUCACAACACAAAUUCAUGGACUUUCUGGAAGGCCAUCGAUUAGCUCAGUUUGGGCAGUCACAAAUACUGGUGAUGUUUUAAAUUGGGAUCCUGCACCGGCUCAAUUGACUGCAGAAAAAGAUGCUGGUUGCUACACAAAGGAGAUUCAAGUGUUUGGAAAGGAUAUACAAAAAGGAUAUACAACUACUUUGCAUAAUAACUUUCCACCUGGCAGUAUUUUAAAUGUGACAGGCUGUUUAAAUGAUGACAUAAAUAGAUUCCAUAUCAAUUUGCAAGGGCCGGAGAUACAAAAACAGAGGCAUAGAAUUGAGAACGAAGUGACUGAAAUACCAUUUCAUUUUAACAUGCGUUUUGAUGAGGGUGUAGUUGUUUGUAAUACAAAGAUAUCUGGUCUUUGGGGAUCUGAGGAACGUUAUCAGCUACCUAUUUCCCCAGGCCAAGAAUUUUCCAUAAAAUUCCUAUGUGACACUGUUGGUUUUACAGUGACUGUCAAUGACAAACAUUUUUGCACUUUUAAACACAGGUUGAGUCCUGAAAACAUAACGUCGGCGCAUGUGUUAGGUUCAUUAAAGUUAUUUAGUAUGGAGUAUUCUUCAACAAGUGUUAUUAUUGGACCCGAUGAAAUGUUUUGGAAAAUGAUAGGCGGUUAUUUACGCAAAGUAGAAACCUGUGCAAAUACUGUAAUUUGGGGAAUAUCUCAUGAUCAUAGAGCAUGGGUGUAUACAGGUGGUUGGGGUGGAGGUUCAUUAAAAGGUCUUGGAAGUAAUGACGGCAUUCAUGCAAUGUUAGACACCCAAACAUAUUGUGUCUAUGAAAAUCAAAGGUGGAACCCUUUGUCUGGAUAUACAUCAACUGGCUUACCGACAGAUCGAUACAUGUGGAGUGACAUAACUGGCAAGCAUAAGAGAACUCGUGAACAUACAAAACUAUUAAAUCGCCAUUGGCAUUGGAUUUCAGAAUGGAUGAUUGAUUAUAGUACUCCAGGGGGUGUGGAUAGCGAUGGUUGGCAAUAUGCAACGGAUUUUCCAGCUCCCUAUCAUGGAAAAAAGAUUUUCACGGAUUGCGUAAGACGACGUCGCUGGUACAGAAAGGCUCAGAUACACACAGAAGGACCAUGGAUACGUGCGGGAUCUACGGCCUUACUUGACUUUUCUUUAUGGUCUAAUGAUAAGGAAGUGUCAGUUUGGGCAGUAACACUUGGUGGUGAUGUCAUUUAUAAAACAGGAGUCACUGCAAUGACACCAGCUGGAACCCACUGGGAACAUGUAAACAGUCCUCAACCAUUAGUUUCCAUAAGUAUAUGUAACAACAUUAUUUGGGUGGUGGGCAGAAAAGGCGAAUUGUAUUAUAGAGAAGAAGUUACCAAAGAGAACCCUGGUGGGUCGAAUUGGAAGUUAAUUGAAGCUCCUAAAUCAAAUAUAUCUAGUGGUUAUAAAUCAGGAGUAGGGGCAAAAUUAGUGUCUUUGACUUCAAAUUCUGCCUGGAUUCUUCUAACAAAUGGGAGUCUUGCUGUUAGAACAGACAUUUCCCGGUUACAACCAGGAGGAAAGCAUUGGAAAUAUUUAACAGAUUGUGAUACCACGUACAAACACGUAUCGUGCAAGGACCAAGAAGUAUGGGUGGUAAGGAGCGAUGGAUCUCUACAUAGGAGACUGGGUCUCACGACGGAUAAUGUUUUAGGUGUAGCAUGGCAGCCGAUUCUCAAUAUUCCGCUAGUUUACGUUUCAGUUAGAGGCGCAUCAUAA